UUACGGCUGAGCUACCGACACAAGGAGAUGUAUUGUGGAUUUUUUAGUCAAUACCAAUAUUUCUUCAAAUAAUAAAGUGAAAUGUGUAUGUUUAGUUUUCGAUAUGGCUAAAUAAUUUUAUCUCUUUUAUAUAUUGUGCUCUGAGCAUGGAUGUAGUAGGCCAUAAAAAAAUAUAAUUUUCGUAGUAAUGACAUUAAAGAAAAUCCUGAAAAUGUCAACAAAAUCCCAGAUAUCCACAGAAUUAAAUGAGAGCAUCAGCAAUGUCCUAGGGAAAAAUGUUAGAAUUCUUUACAAAUCACUUAUUCGUAUGGAAUCGAGAGGAGAUAAAGUUGAUAAUCGUGUCUUGGUUGUGACAUCAUUUAGAGUAUUUAUUACUACAACAAAAGUGCCAACAAGGAUCGACAAUGGAUUUCACUUGAUGGAGAUAGAGGCUCUCGAGAGUAAGAAGGCGAAUCAUUUGUCAAUAACUCUCAUUCAUGAGCACAAGCCAGUGUCUAUACUUAUAGGCGAGGAGGGGUCUGCGGAAGGCGUUAUAAAUGCCAUUCACGCGCUGAUUGCUGCGUUUGAUGACUUAUUUCCUAACGUGGCUAUGGAGGACAUUGUGUCCAAGGUUCAUCUACCAUUCCAACUCCAACCGGUUAGCGGUACAAGAAAACAUUCCACUUGUGGCGAUUUUUCCAAUCAGUAUGCAGCUAUGUGUGACCUUUAUCAAACACCUUUCAGAGCUGAAGUCGCAUGGGAUAUUGACACAAUUUAUUUGGCGCACGACAUUAGAAUGCUUCAUUUGAAAGACUUUGACCACCUGGACCAGAGGGAUCUAAUCCCGCUGGUGAUGGCGCUGCAACACAACACGUGGUUUAGCGGAGUGUGCGGCGACGGCGUGCGCGUCGGCGGCGAGGCGUGGGAGGCCGUCGCCCGACUGUUGCGCUCCGCCUCGCCGCCGCCGCAGCAGCUCAGCUGGCGAGCCGCCACGCUGAGACACGACCAUGCCGCCAAGCUUGGUCAUGCGCUAGUGCGAGCGAGACAGCCGCCUGCGAUGCACACGAUAGACUUGUCGCAGAACCACAUUGAAGACAAAGGCGCCAUCAGCAUACUAACAGGGCUAGCGAACAACCCAGAUGGCAUGCGUCACAUCGCGCUGUCGCAGUGCGGGCUGACAGGCAAGGCGGUGGCGCACCUCGCGGCCAUGCUCAACGACAGCCCCUGCCACUUGUCCACGCUGUCGCACUUGGACCUCUCGCACAAUAACCUAAAAGAUGACGUACACAAUCUAUACAAUUUUCUAGCUCAGCCCAACGUAUUGACACAUUUAAAUUUGAUCAACACAGAGACUACAUUAGAAAACAUGUGGGGCGCGCUACUACGCGGCUGUGCGGCGCGGCUGUCUACGUUGCUGGUGGGGCGGAACCCGUGGUCACCGGCGCGAAGGCCCAAAGAUCCUCCACCAUCCUUCCGACAGUUCUUCACGGCCUGCCUUGCCCUCACAGAUCUCGACUUCUCUUACUGUAAAAUGCCGCCCGACGCACUCAAGAGUCUCCUGCUAGGCCUGGCGUGUAACGAGAGCGCGACGGGUGUUAAGCUCAGCCUGUCGGGCGUACUGUCAUCUUCGCAGGCGGCGCACGUGCUUGAGUCAUGCGUGCACGGCGUAAGAUGCUUACAGUCUCUGGACCUUUCCGAUAAUAGUAUGGAAUUCGAAUUAUCCGGCAUAGUGAGAGCAAUAGGAAAAAAUCAUUCAAUAACACAUUUAUCACUCAGCAAAUUGACUGGCAAAAGAUCGUAUGCACCUCCUUUAAUACAGGCUUUAGUCCACGUUUUACAAGAACCUGACACAGCUUUGACUUCAUUAGACCUUAGUGAUUGUAAACUAAAGAGUGAUUUGUACGGGCUUUUAAACGCCCUGGGUGGUGCGCGAAGGCUGCGCACGCUAGACGUGGGUGGCAACCUGGCGGGAGAUGCGGGCGCGCGGCUUCUGGCUAAGGCGUUGCAGUGCAAUUGUACGCUACACACGCUGUAUAUAGACCGCAACGCGUUCAGUUUGCAAGGUUUGACGGACAUAGCGACGGCGCUGCGCAGGUCGGUGAGCGUGCGGCGCGUGGAGUUCCCCGGCUGCGACGCCGCCGCGGGAGGGCGCGGGGCGUCGGAGAGGGUCGCGACACUAUGGAGGGAGUUACAUGAAAGAUUGUCGAGCAACAACAGCACGGGUCAGUGCGGGCGGGUGCGCGCGCUGGCGCUGGAGCGCGCGUGGGCGGGCGGCGAGGCGGCCGCAGCGCUGGCGGCUCAGGCGGCCGCGGCGCUGCCCCCGCCGCCGCUACCCGCCGCCACGGAGCGCGCCGCCGCCGCCGCGCACCAUCUGCUGCACCAGUACUUACAGAGGUGCAGCGAAGUGUUCGCGGCGAUGGGCGGCAGCGGUGGCGGCGGCGAGCUGGUGUCGCUGCAGGCCGUGCGCGACGCCAUGGCGCCCUGCAACACCACGCUGCAAGACUUGCUCAAUGAAGCAGUAGAGCGGUUAGCGCUGUCCGCGUGCGAGAGUGUAGAGGGCGACAGUGAUCGCGGGCCAAUCGUCGACCCCGACAUGCCUGACUUGCUCUCGCCUAUAUCACACUCCGGGAAAUUGGAUUACUUAAAUUUGGCGACGCCGUUGGGGUGCCGGCGGCGCGAGCGCGGGCGGCGCGUGCGGCCCAAGUCCGUGGCGGAGCAGCAGCAGUGCAGCAGCAACGAGAUGCUGUCGCUGCCGCCGCUGCACGGAGAAGCCGCCGAUGCUCUUGCUGAAUUGCCCGCGCAUACCUUGCGACACCUUGUUAAAGGUCGACCGAGGAGAGUGAAAACAAGAGCGCCGACACGACCCGUCACGGAUCAGUCUCAGGAUAUAGACGAAGGUAACUGGCUGGACGAGUUUUGGCGAACGUGUCGAACUCCGCCCGGCAGUGAAGAGGCAUUGUCACUGUCGGCGCGCACGCCGCUCACGUCGCGCUCGCUGCACUCGCUGUCCUCGCUCGCCUCGGCGUCGCCCGCCUCGCCGGCUUCGCCCUCGCCCGCCAGGCACUCCCCGACGCUGCGCAGGGAUGACACCAUGUAUAGUGUGACGUCAGGCGAAAGCACGCCCGUGCUUUUAGAAUGCGAAGUAUCUCGAUGCAAGUCUUCCGACAACGUGGGAACUAGGGCGGCGCCAAACACACCGCCCCCUUCUCGCUCGUCAGACAAUGUUAAUACUAUGGGCAACGGCUGCGCGCGCGCGGGCGGCAAGGCGCGGCCGUGGUCCGUGGCCGGCGUGAACGCGGACAGCGCGGCGCUCUGCACCACAGAGGGCGUGGAGGCGUGCGUGGGCGGCAGCAUCGUGGGCAUCACCCCCGGCGCCGCACUAACCAGCUCAAUGAUGCGAGAUCAUCCUUUGACUCCUGAGGGCGGCACGGAGGCCUGAGCGAAGCGCUGGGCGACGUGAGCGCUACCGUGAUAAGUUGAGCAGGGUUAACAUGACACGGACUUUAUCUCCGAUGCUCACUAUUGUGCCAGUUAGAAUAACCGUAGACAGUAGAAUACCCUUUUCCCUACGCGAUAUUAUAGUUAUUGCAUUUCAUGAGUGCGCAUAGCUUACGUACCGUGCGAACGGGACGGGACAAUUUCUUGACAUCUUCAUUUCUUGACAAAAUAUUAUACGGAACGAGAACCAGACAGGAAGGUAAGUAUCGUAAAAUAUAGUGACAAAAUUGUCGCUAUAUUUUUAUAUGCAACGGUAUCUAAAAAUCGUCCCGUUCCGUCUGACACGAGGAAAAACACGUUACGUAUGAUAUGACCCUAAGUCAUAUACCGAUAUGUGUGUGCCAUGUGUAAAUUGGAGUAAGUGUGUGUGUUCACACACACUUACGUAAUGUACAUGUAUACGACGUAACCACAAUAAAGUUCACGUGCGCUAGUGAAUUGUAAGAACUAUA
Maniola jurtina (meadow brown) is the source of this 3929-nucleotide messenger RNA. RefSeq names its product F-actin-uncapping protein LRRC16A (gene LRR). Gene Ontology annotation, molecular function: protein binding. The transcript is spliced from 29 exons. The record is from RefSeq and is a predicted model, not a curated record. Bases 188 to 3418 code for a protein of 1076 amino acids. Gene Ontology annotation, biological process: cell migration; regulation of Arp2/3 complex-mediated actin nucleation. Gene Ontology annotation, cellular component: plasma membrane; lamellipodium. NCBI's taxonomy places the organism in Eukaryota, Metazoa, Arthropoda, Insecta, Lepidoptera, Nymphalidae.